AUGGACGAAUCGAGCCGGACCCUGGAGGCAUUUGCCAACAGCCCCUUCAACCGCGCAACGGCAGCACAGCUAUGGCGACGUCUUCUCGCGGAACAUACAGCCAGCAGUAAUUCUCUUCACGAGGCUGCAUGUUGCGGCGACCUCGACACGGUUGUGCAGCUCCUUGAUGAGAAGACCGACUCCCUCAACCUCAAUGCCAUCGACGAGGACGGCCGAGCCCCCAUUCAUUUUGCUCUGAGAGCUGGCUCGUCCGAAAUAGUCCAGUUGCUGCUCGAGGCUGGAGCGUCGCCGAAUCCGAUACCCCUGCCUGAGCCCUCCAUCGCAGAUGCACUUAUGAUGCUGUCUCGGAUUCUGUACGCGGCGUUCCAAUGGCUCUCCUUCAUCUGGGUGGCUUCCAAGCAGCCAUUCUUUCCAGCGCCGCUCCUGAAACUCGCCCGGUUUCAACUAGUGCUUAGUCUUGGCCUGGGGGCGGUUCUCUCAUACGCCUUCGCCGUCGUCUGGCUUCUCAGGAAAUUUCCUCACUUUCGGCCAGACUCGAUCGCAGACGCCGCCACGGCGUUCAAGGGCGACUCGGAGCAUGCCGUUCUCAUGCUGCUUGACUCGGGCUAUCAGCCAUCGUACAGCGAAAUGCCAGUAUUAUGGGAAGCAGCUGCGCUCAAGGGCUAUACUGGCCUGUGUCAACGGUUGAUGCAGCUAGGCUGGGACGUCGAUGCGAAGUUUGUAUAUCUUGGCGAGACAGUCGACUCGGAUCCAGUGGUGUUGACGGCACUUCUUUAUGCCAGCGGCGCAUCUCACAGCCACCUUGUAUCCCAGCUGCUCAGCCGUGGUGCCGACCCUGUCCAGCUGGAUUCCCUUGGCCGGUCCUGCCUCCUGCUAGCGUGCAUGCGUUGCUAUCCGAGUGCCAGGCCGCGCUCUCGAGAAGAGUCAGACGCCACGCUCGCGGCACUCUUGGCGACAGACGCAGUCCAGCAUCUCAACAAGAACCACUUGCCGCCAGAUCCCAACAGAGGCGAAUCAGUCUUCCAGCUAGGAUGGGGUUGGCCGCUGGCCGAGGCGUGCCGUGAUUUCUGCACGCCAGCGGUGCAGCUCCUCCUAGACGCCGGAGCAGAUCCAAAUUUUGCAGACGAGCUGGGCGUCACGGCUCUCCACGUUGCUGCCGGAGUCUGCUACCGCGACAGAAAUAUUGAGAAUGUCAAGAUCCUCUUGGACCACGGAGCCAAGGUCAACGCGACGACCUCGGACUCGUGGACGGCACUCGGCAAAGUCUGCAAUUCCGGGUCUUCUCCAGAGGCUCUCAAAGUCCUGCUCGAAGCGGGAGCAGAUGCUAGCUUCGGCGCCGGCCAGAACACGCCCUUGCAGAUCGCGGCGCGUCACGACAUAUCCGAGUUGCAACUGGUGCGCAUCCUGCUGGAGUGGAGAGAGGGCAUCGACGUCAACGCGACGGGGGGGCAGUUUGGGUCUGCCCUCGUCGCCGGGCUCAACAAGCCCAAGAGCCCAGACAGCGAGCCAGAGGUACUGGAGUUUGUGCGCGACAUGAUAAGCCACGGCGCCGACGUCAACUUGGCGCCCGACGGAUACCACGCCCCCAUCACCACAGCAGCCAUCCACGACUGGCCAAGCGUCGUCGAGAUGCUCAUCAACCACGGCGCCGUCGUCCCGCCCACAAAGGAGGUGACCGGCAAGGCCGAGUGGCCGCGCAGCACGCUGCAAGUCUCCAUCCUCAGCUAUCUAGACGGCUUCCAGCCCGCCGUCUUCGACAUUCUCCUGCACCACGGCGCCACACCCAACGGCGACACCUUCGUGUCCGGGCUCGGCGGCAACGUCGGCUCGACCAUCCUCGGCCACGCAUGCAGCCGCUACUUUGCCGAUCCAUCCGUCACCCAGCUCCUGCUCCGCCACGGCGCCGACGCCAACGCGCUCGACCCGCGCGGCCGCCGCCCGCUACACGAGGCCGCCUUCGCGCUCAACGCGGCGCACGCCCGCCUGCUCCUCCAGCACGGCGCCGCGCUCAACCUUCCAGCCCACGCCAGUAACUACGGCACACCGUGGCACUCGCUGUGCAAGGGCCUCGCGCAGUUCUCAACCACAGAGCGCAACAUGACAAAAGCACAAGAAUUCCACACCAUCUGCCAGCUCUUCGCCGCGCAGCCGUCCCCCUCCUCUACGGAUCCACUAUCCGCAGUCUGGACCCGCGAUGCCGCCGGAAAUACGUGCCUGCACUACCUUGCGGCGCUGAGCGAACCGUCGCGCAUGGUCCUCGCGCUCGCGCCCCACGGCAGCGGCGGCGGCAGCACGUAUUACGGCGCCGGAAACUCGCCCGCGGCCGACCUGGCCCAGCGGUUCCUCGUGCUGCUCUGCCGCGGCGGCCUGCACCCGUCUGCGCUGCUCGCCGAGGACGCCGCGGGCCAGACCGCGCUGCACGUCGCCGCCCGGCUCGGCGAUGUCGACGUCAUGGCCACGCUGCUGGAGCACGUCUACUCAAUGGGCAGGGUGCAAGACGCGAGUGAUAGCGGUAGCGACGACGACGACAACAACAACGACGCGGACGGCGUCCUCGGCGCGCUGCUCAAGAGCACGGAUAACGAUGGCAGCACGGCGCUGCUGCUGGCGGCCGGCGAGGGCCGCGCGCUGGCCUGCAGGUUUCUCAUGGAUGUCUACACGGGCGCGGCGCGGCGGCCGGAGCCCCUAGUCGCGCUAGCGCAGGCUGCGUCGAGGCGGGCAGCGCGCAACGGCCAUGUCGACGUCGCGCGGUAUCUGGCGGGGUUUAGGCUUGUUGAUCGGCCUAAUAGAAAUGAUGUCGGGAAUUCCGUGUGGCAGGGUGCGGUUGGGGGUGGUGAUGAUGUCCAGCUGGUGUUUACGGAGAGUGUGCUUGGCGAUGCUUACCAACUAUCGAUAGAAAUGGCUGCCCUUGAAGAUCUGAGCUAUCUGAGCUAUCUUAGCGACAACAGCUAUCUCAGCGAUGCGCCCGAUGCAAAUGCGCUGCCACCACUACCGCUGUCAAACCCGCUGCCCAUCACCGCUGUCAAACUCGCUGCCCACUACUGCCGUUCAACACAUCUAAACUACGAAGCGCCAACUAUGCUAAAGACUUUGGCGUAA
Lasiosphaeria miniovina is the source of this 3099-nucleotide messenger RNA. Its product is annotated as ankyrin repeat-containing domain protein. The transcript is spliced from 2 exons. Bases 1 to 3099 code for a protein of 1032 amino acids. The record is from RefSeq and is a predicted model, not a curated record. NCBI's taxonomy places the organism in Eukaryota, Fungi, Ascomycota, Sordariomycetes, Sordariales, Lasiosphaeriaceae. Gene Ontology annotation, cellular component: cytoplasm; nucleus. Gene Ontology annotation, molecular function: protein binding.